AUGACGCUGAUAAAUCACCGCGGUGUCGGGUGUGAGGUGGAUAAGGACGACCUCAUGUCGAUCGAGGAUGAUCAGUGGAUUACCGAUGGCGUGCUCGACUUUCACAACGUGCUGCUUAGCAUCCGGAAGCCGAAGCUCCGUGACGGGAAAACAUGGGCUGCCUUGGACUGCAAGGCGUACUUCCAGACGAACACGUGUGGAGCGCCUUUGACGCUGGGUAACGGGCUUCCGCUACUGGAGCACGACUACCUCACGAUCCCUGGUGUGACCCCGCACCAAUACCGGCGGGAGAUGCGGCGCGACUUGUGCGCACACGCGUGCGGAGAUCUUAUUCGGCAGCUGGAAGAACUGGGGAUCGAAAUCCCUCCGCAGGACGCAGGCCGGGUUACAGAGGGGGGGGCAUUGGUACGGGAGAGGACCGCUGGUGUGGAAGAUGUGAGGCAAGCACCGGUCACUCAAGCCGGGGAUGACGCACGGGUAACGGAGAUGAUGAGGGAUAUGGCGAUUUUGAAGAACGAUGUGAGGCACCUGGACGCGAGCUUCACCGUCAUAGCCAAUUUUGUGGGAUUGAGGCGCGACGAGGUGGUGUCCGCUGCAACUCAACUACUGAUGCAAGGUAACCCCGUGGGACCCGGGGCGAAAGCAGAGGCAGGUGGCCCCAAGAAUGCUCCACGUACUCCACAGCGUCCAUCUGGUCGUAAGAGGCGGGACGACAGCAGUCCAGAGGAGGAUGGCGUACGCAAUGCCACCCGGGUUGCGCUGGCCUCCUCGUUCGCUGCAUGUGAUCCGACAGCGCGCUUGCUGCAGAACCCGCUGCUGACGGGAGGGACCAUACCUCACUGGAUGUUCACCCGCGGGAGAUCGCUGCUCGGGGCGACUGUGCCGGCUGGAGCUGAUGCGUGGGGAGGUAUGAGAGGCUAUGAGACGGUGAAGGCCGAAGAAGAGGAGGAUCUCGUGUCAAACACGGAGGACGAAGAGGAUGGAGACGACACGUGUGCCACCAAGUACACAGGAGUCAAGUUGGAGAAAGCAUCCGGCAAGUACGGCGUGAAGAUACUGAUCAAGGAAGGAGGAAAGCGUAAGCAACAGCGGCUGGGAGCCUACACCUCGGAGGAGGAGGCCGCGUUUGCGUACGCCGCAGGUGCGUUCGUCCUGAGGCCACGAGACAAAAUACCCAACACGGUCAGUCUGUCUGUCGCAGAGAAGGCGAUGCUGCGUGGAUGCAUCAAGGAAGAUCUGCAGCUCCUGGUGGAAGCGCGGAGGUGGUGGAGGUGGCGUAGCUGGAGGGAGGCGCGGGAGAGCGUGAGCACGAAGCUGAAACGAGGGAGGAAGCGAGGAGUUGCCACAGGGACGUCAAAGAGGCAGAGGGUGGUGGAUAGCAACAACACGGCGGCCAACGAACCAGACGACCCUGACAAUGCUGAGAGUGGGGGAACGGCCCCUGUGCACAACGGCAUCGGCGGGUGUGCAAGGAACAACGAACAAGAAGAGGGGGUGGAAGACUCUGCUGCACAUGAGAAGACGUCAGCCCCUUCUGCAUAG
Molecule: messenger RNA, 1542 nt
Organism: Closterium sp. Naga37s-1
Lineage: Eukaryota; Viridiplantae; Streptophyta; Zygnematophyceae; Desmidiales; Closteriaceae
Source: the annotation of a GenBank genome assembly